Molecule: messenger RNA, 779 nt
Organism: Neltuma alba
Lineage: Eukaryota; Viridiplantae; Streptophyta; Magnoliopsida; Fabales; Fabaceae
Product: ADP-ribosylation factor 1-like
Exons: 8
Coding region: 126-674 (182 amino acids)
Molecular function (GO): GTPase activity; GTP binding
Source: RefSeq, a predicted model, not a curated record
GCAUCAGGGCUCUGCUUUACGAUCUGAUCUGAUUUUCUUCAAAACACUUAUGCAUGUUUUUCUAGUGAACUGAAUGCUAUUCAUGCGCUAAGAGCAUUCUGCCUGUCCCUCUGCGGAAUCGGAACAUGGGUUUGGUGUUUACGAAAUUGUUUUCUUCUCUAUUCGGUAGCAAGGAAGCUCGAAUACUUGUUCUUGGUCUCGACAAUGCGGGAAAAACAACAAUUCUCUAUCGGCUUCAGAUGGGCGAAGUUGUCUCCACUAUUCCAACAAUUGGGUUUAAUGUUGAAACUGUGCAAUACAACAACAUUAAAUUUCAAGUCUGGGAUUUAGGUGGGCAAACAAGUAUUAGGCCUUAUUGGAGGUGUUACUUUCCAAAUACUCAAGCAAUCAUCUAUGUUGUUGAUUCAAGUGACGUUGACAGGCUUGUGAUAGCUAAGGAAGAGUUUCAUGCUAUCCUGGAGGAGGAGGAGCUUAAAGGGGCCGUUGUUCUCAUUUUUGCAAAUAAACAGGACCUUCCAGGGGCCCUUGAUGAUGCCGCGGUGACAGAGGCUUUAGAACUACACAAGAUUAAAAGUCGCCAAUGGGCAAUUUUUAAAACUUCUGCCAUAAAAGGCGAAGGAAUUUUUGAGGGGCUGGACUGGUUGAGUAAUACGCUCAAAUCCGCAGGUGGCUAAGCCUGGCACUGUGUCAGAUCCAAAGAUGAGAUGCUCCAUCUGACCGAUGUAAAAGGAAGGCUGACAUGUAUUUUCUAGUUUCUAUAACUUACACAGUAAUCUAUC